Molecule: messenger RNA, 591 nt
Organism: Bufo gargarizans (Asiatic toad)
Lineage: Eukaryota; Metazoa; Chordata; Amphibia; Anura; Bufonidae
Product: extensin-like
Exons: 1
Coding region: 1-591 (196 amino acids)
Source: RefSeq, a predicted model, not a curated record
AUGCCUACCACACAUCCUCGGUUCAUGCCUAGCAUACAACCUCAGUUCAUUCCUGCCACACAGCCUCGGUUCACCCCUGCCAGACAGCCUCGGUUCAUGCCUGCCAGACAGCCUCGGUUCACACUUGCCACACAGCCUCAGUUCUCGCCUGCCACACAGCCUCAGUUCUCGCCUGCCACACAGCCUCGGUUCAUGCCUACCACGCAGCCCCAGUUGACCCUUGCCAUGCAGCCUCAGUUCACGCUUGCCACGCAGCCUCAGUUCUUGCCUAACACACAGUCUCAGUUGAUGCCUGCCACACAGCCUCAGUUCACGCCUGCCAUGCAGCCUCAGUUCUUGCCUGCCACACAGCCUUGGUUCACUCCUGCCACACAGCCUCGGUUCAUGUCUGCUACACAGCCUCGGUUCAUGCCUGCCACACAGCUUUGGUUCAUGCCUACCACGCAGCCUCGGUUCAUGUCUGCCACACAGCCUCGGUUCAUGUCUGCUACACAGCCUCGGUUCAUGCCUGCCACGCAGCCUCGGUUCAUGCCUACCACGCAGCCUCGGUUCAUGCCUACCACGCAGCCUCGGUUCAUGUCUGCCAUUUAG